Drosophila eugracilis is the source of this 1414-nucleotide messenger RNA. RefSeq names its product cyclin-Q (gene koko). Gene Ontology annotation, molecular function: cyclin-dependent protein serine/threonine kinase regulator activity. Gene Ontology annotation, biological process: regulation of transcription by RNA polymerase II. Lineage: Eukaryota; Metazoa; Arthropoda; Insecta; Diptera; Drosophilidae. The record is from RefSeq and is a predicted model, not a curated record. Gene Ontology annotation, cellular component: nucleus. The coding region runs from base 327 to 1106 and encodes 259 amino acids. The transcript has 3 exons.
AAAAACAUUGAAGUGGGACUUGGGGUUUCGAGUCAAACAAACUUGGCAACCAUUUUAAUUGGAUCCCAAUCGAACAGCUGACGCAGAGCCAACUCCGUUAGUUUUCCCGAUCGCGUUGCAUAUCAUAACUCCCAUUACAACGCUGCAGUUGAAUCAAACCGGUUUGUCGCCUCUCGAUUUUUCGGUGGUUUCAGUUCACAUUCACUUCCCAAUUGGGCAGGCCAUUGCUUUUAUUUUGCUCCUUUGGUGCCAACGAACUUGAUUAGUCUUUAGAAAAACCACUUCCAUAUCCAUAUUUUCGUUCAGUUUAGCCUGGAAAAAGCAAUAUGAAAAACGUUUUGGAUGUAAUGUCGUUGCAGCAGCACGUGGAGUCGAACAAGGCGCAGACCAUGAAGCCAAUCGACUAUCGCAAGCUGAACAAACCCGGUGUCGUGCCGAUGUACAUCUUCGAGUGCGCUGCCAAACUGAAAAUGAAACCCUUGACGGCUGCCUGUGCGGCCAUAGUAUUCCAUCGAUUCUUCCAGGAGGUCAAAGCCAGUGACUACGAUGAAUUCCUAAUUGCCGCAUCGUCAUUGUAUUUGGCUGGGAAAAUCAAGGAUGACGAAAGUGUCAAGAUUCGCGAUGUGAUUAACGUGGCAUAUUGCACCCUAAACCGGGGUAAUGCUCCGCUGGAUCUGAACGAUGAGUACUGGUCGAUGAGGGAUGCCAUUGUCCAGGCCGAGCUACUCAUCACACGCACUCUGGGUUUUGAUCUCAACAUAGAUCUGGCCCACAAGUACUUACUAUACUACAUGAAGACACUGCAAGACUGGGUGGGACCCGCGGUAUGGAACUCGGUUCCCAUUGCAAAGGCCGCUGCAUCCUAUUUGCAAGACUUUCAUCACAGCGCAAAUAUCCUUAAGUACAAGCCUACCCACGUGGCCAUCGGGUGUUUGUCGUUGGCUCUCCAGACCUACGGAAUCCAGGUACCGCUGACGGACGAGUCCGACGAAUCAGCCAUGUGGUACAAGCCCCUGGUCAAGGAUUUCACGCGCGAGAACCAGUGGGAGAUCAUCGAGAACGUGAUCGAGGUGUAUAAGCAUGAGGCCUUCCUGAAGGCCGUCUAAUCCCUUCAAGACUGCCAAGAACCAUUCCUCCCUUUCAUCUGAUUUUAUUUAUUUUCUGCUCUCAUAUGCACUCAUAAUCCUAUCUCAGACUAUGUAUAAACAACGAAUGCUCAAAUGUCCACUGCAAUUACAUGCCUACUUAAACAAAAAAUACGUUGAAUUAAAUGAUAAUAAGGUCGUAAAACUAGAUCUCUAUUGCUUUUACCGGAGCCGAUAUCUUAGACAUACAUACAUAUUCCGACAAUUUAAAUAUUUACAUAUACGAAGAGUAAAUAAAGUAAAAAGGUGUUUUGUUCUAUGGAAAUUAA